This is a messenger RNA of Nymphalis io (European peacock), 927 nucleotides long. RefSeq lists its product as uncharacterized. Gene Ontology annotation, cellular component: membrane. Bases 1 to 927 code for a protein of 308 amino acids. Lineage: Eukaryota; Metazoa; Arthropoda; Insecta; Lepidoptera; Nymphalidae. Gene Ontology annotation, biological process: sensory perception of taste. The transcript has 2 exons. The record is from RefSeq and is a predicted model, not a curated record.
AUGAAUAACAGUGAAAAUAAAGAAAUUGAUUCGAUUCUAUACAUGCUAAAGCCCUUAAUAGUGAUUGAAAAUUGGUUUGGAAAAUUUAGAUACCGAAAAGUAAAUGGCCAAAUAACAAUAUUAAGUAGACGAAUGAAGUUGUACGGAAUUUUUGUUGUGCUUCUUUUAAUUAUACCAUAUCUCGUAUUCUUUAUUAAUGUUUUAUUGAGCACCGAUAUGUCCAUCACUCAGAAUGUUGUAGAUCUAGUGGACGAACUUGUGACUGUGAUUAUGAUCGUGCAACAUGUAAUCUCAAUGGCAAUUUUUUUAAGUUAUAGCAAAAAUAAUAUACAGAUUAUCAAAGAAAUUGCCCAUAUAGAUGAUAUUUUAAGAAGAACAAACGAUAAAGAGAGCUACAAAAAAUCUCGAAAGCGACUCCAAAUUCAAAUAUUUCUAUUUUUGACGGAUAUUAAAAUAAAAUAUCUAGCAGAAGCAUAUGAUAUAAUAGGUGAAACUAAUGUACUUAUCAAUAAAGUUUUCCAAUUUCAUGUUUUCAAAAGUCUUUCGUCAACGUUCAUCUAUAUUAUAAUUAUAAUAUGGACUUCGAUUUAUUAUUUGCGUAUAUCAAAUAAUCCUGAAUUUCGUCCUCGCAUUAUUUUAUUUUGUAUUUUAGAAAUAAUGUCUAUCUGUAUAAUGUCGUAUGUGUGUGAAUCAAUGCUUUUGAAACGCAACUCUAUCAAAAUUUUGUUAAAUGAAAUCAUUAUGGAUUACGACCUUCCGACAACAUUGAGAAUUGAAGCUAAAGCUUUUACAGAUCUGAUACAAGUCUGGCCAUUGCACAUAUUAGUAUACGAUAUGUAUUCUAUAGAUAUAAAGCUCAUUGUAAAGUUUAUAAGUGUUUCAACUACAUAUCUAAUAAUUAUAAUUCAAUUGUCUCACUUCAUUUAA